UCGCCUUCGCCUUCGCCUUCGCCUCGCGCCGCUCCUCAUCCACUCCCCCGCCACUCUAAACCCCAGUCCCUCCCACCACAAGCGCAAGGGAAGAGGCGGACGCGACACACGAGCGCGAGGCUCGCCGCCGCGGAUGGCGCUCCUCCUCCGGCCGCCACCUCCCCCGCCCCACCUCCGCGCCCUCCUCCGCCGCCUCCUCUCUACCGCGGCCGCCCCAGGACCCUCACUCAUGCUCCCUCUCCGCUCCCCCUGCCCCGCCGCCGCCUCCCCUCGGUUCCUCUUCGGGCCCAGGGUUGUGGCUUCGACGGCGGCCCCGCGGCGGAAUGGGGUCGUGGUGCGGGCGUUCAUGGCCUCCACGGCGGCAUCCGAGGCGAUGCAGGAUAAGCGGGUGGCUGGAGAGUACACCGCCGCGAACGUGCAGGUCUUAGAAGCAUUAGAUGGAGUUCGCACAAGACCUGGUAUGUACAUUGGGAGCACAGGACCACGUGGAUUGCAUCACCUGGUUUAUGAAAUUUUGGAUAAUGCUGUGGAUGAAGCUCAAGCGGGGUAUGCCACGAAGAUUGAUGUAGUCCUUCAUGAUGACAACUCAGUUACUGUAACAGACAAUGGCCGUGGGAUUCCUACAGAUAUACACCCCCAGACAAAAAAAUCUUGCGUGGAGACUGUGUUAACGUUAAUGCACGCUGGUGGCAAAUUUGGAGGUGCAAAGAGUAGCUACAGUGUUUCGGGAGGGCUGCAUGGUGUUGGCUUGUCAGUCGUUAAUGCUUUAUCAGAGGUACUAGAAGUUACCGUUUGGCGUGAUGGAAAGGAAUACCGACAAAGCUAUUCUCGUGGGAAACCAAUGACAACGCUAUCUAGUAUCACACUGGUUGGUGAAUCAAAUUCUCAUCAAGGAACACGCAUAAGAUUUUGGCCUGAUAAAGAUAUAUUUACCACCACAAUUAACUUUGACUUCAAUACAAUCUCUAGUCGCAUCCGGGAACUUGCCUUUCUAAAUCCUGAGCUGACAAUAACAUUGACCAAGGAAGAAGGGCACACAGAGGUUCAACACAAUGAAUACUGUUAUGCUGGUGGCCUUGUUGAGUAUGUUAAAUGGUUGAAUACUGACAAGAAACCUCUUCAUGACCCUAUAGCGUUCAGAAAGGAGAUUGAUGGGAUCAUGGUGGAUGUCUCUCUUCAAUGGUGCUCUGAUUCCUACUCUGACACAGUGCUAGGAUACGCCAACAGUAUCCGUACUAUUGAUGGCGGAACUCAUAUUGAUGGUCUGAAGGCUUCAUUGACAAGAACAAUUAAUAACCUUGCAAAGAAGUCAAAGAUCAUUAAGGAUAAAGACAUCAGCUUGAGUGGGGAGCAUGUUAGAGAAGGAAUGACAUGUGUUAUUUCAGUAAAGGUCCCUGAUCCAGAGUUUGAAGGGCAGACAAAGACAAGGUUGGGAAAUCCAGAAGUACGAAGAAUGGUUGAACAAUCUGUUCAAGAAAACUUAACAGAGUAUUUGGAGCUUCAUCCAGAUGUGAUGGACUCAAUUUUGUCUAAGUCCCUCAAUGCUCUCAAGGCUGCAUUGGCAGCGAAGAGGGCUAGAGAAUUAGUGAGGACAAAGAGUGUCUUGAAAUCAUCUUCACUCCCUGGGAAGCUAGCUGACUGUGCAUCAACUAAUCCUGAAGAAUCCGAAAUCUUCAUAGUUGAAGGUGAUUCUGCAGGGGGUAGUGCAAAGCAAGGUCGGGAUAGGAAAUUUCAGGCUAUUUUGCCUCUAAGAGGUAAAAUUCUCAAUAUUGAACGGAAGGAUGAAGCAGCAAUGUACAAAAAUGAAGAGAUCCAAAAUCUUAUUCUUGGACUUGGACUAGGAGUGAAGGGUGAGGAUUUUAAGAAGGAAGCUCUUCGGUAUCAUAAGAUAGUUAUACUUACUGAUGCUGAUGUAGAUGGUGCACAUAUCCGAACUCUCCUCCUUACUUUCUUCUUUAGAUAUCAGAGAGCACUAUUUGAUGAAGGUUGCAUCUACGUUGGUGUACCUCCUCUUUACAAGGUUGAGCGUGGGAAACAAGCACACUAUUGCUAUGACGAUACUGAUCUCAAAGAGAUAGUUAACACCUUCCCAGCAAAUGCGGCGUAUCAUAUCCAGAGGUUUAAAGGUUUGGGUGAGAUGAUGCCUGCACAGUUAUGGGAAACAACAAUGGAUCCCGAGAGGCGGCUGUUGAAGCAGCUUAGGGUUGAAGAUGCUGCUGAGGCUAAUGUUGUGUUCUCAUCUCUUAUGGGUACCCGGGUCGAGUAUAGGAAGCAACUAAUACAGAAUGCCUCAAGUGUGAUCAACAUAGAUCACCUUGACAUUUGAGUGCAUUAAGCAAGGCUGACCAUCGUGUAUGAUAUAGAAGACCACCUGCUGCUGUUCUUACCCUUCCUACAGGAAUGAACCGUAGCAUACUUAAUUCCUUGCCAACAAUUUUCCGGUGCUAGCCUAGCAGUAAAAGUAGGCUAGGACGGGAAACAGUAUGGCAGCGUCUUUCCUGGUUUUCUGGUACUCCUAGCAGAAACGGUGGUUUAUUUCUUGCCAUGUUGUAACCCAACUUGGCUGGACGAAAGACAUCAUGUGGGCAUGGUUCGGGUUUCUGCCAUAUUUUGCCACUUAAAUCAUGUAAUAUACUUUAUCACCUGAUACAUUCGUUCUAGUUAAGAUGUGCCGUGCCUCUUCGAUUUUUA
Molecule: messenger RNA, 2691 nt
Organism: Phragmites australis (common reed)
Lineage: Eukaryota; Viridiplantae; Streptophyta; Magnoliopsida; Poales; Poaceae
Product: DNA gyrase subunit B, chloroplastic/mitochondrial
Exons: 21
Coding region: 134-2326 (730 amino acids)
Biological process (GO): DNA topological change
Cellular component (GO): chromosome
Molecular function (GO): DNA topoisomerase type II (double strand cut, ATP-hydrolyzing) activity; ATP binding; DNA binding
Source: RefSeq, a predicted model, not a curated record